Rasamsonia emersonii CBS 393.64 is the source of this 1911-nucleotide messenger RNA. Its product is annotated as Flavin carrier protein 2. NCBI's taxonomy places the organism in Eukaryota, Fungi, Ascomycota, Eurotiomycetes, Eurotiales, Trichocomaceae. The transcript is spliced from 4 exons. The coding region runs from base 1 to 1911 and encodes 636 amino acids. Gene Ontology annotation, biological process: transmembrane transport; fungal-type cell wall biogenesis. The record is from RefSeq and is a predicted model, not a curated record.
AUGCGCUGGUUGUGGCUCCGUUCCUUCCUCGCCGUUGCCUUCGGCUGUCUGCCGCUGGCCUCUGCCACCCGAUUACUAGAAACCAAGUCUCUCGACCCGUGUCAGGCCGAUUCGCUCAUCACGGCAAGCCUGUUCAACGUCGUGUUCACGCCAAACAACAAUACCCUCCAGUAUGAUAUCAUCGCAGACACCACGAUCACGGGAAAUGUCACCGUUGAGCUGGAGGUUAUUGCCUAUGGAUAUACGGCUGCGACAAUGAACAUCGACCCGUGCCAUAGCGAUUUAUCCACCAACUUCUGUCCUAUCCAAGACAUGGGUCCCAUUAGAAUGGUAGCCAGUGCUCCGGUCUCGGAUAAUAUUGCGUCGAAAAUCCCUGGGGUUGCAUAUACCAUUCCUGAUAUCGAUGGAAUGGUUCGAAUCAUCAUCAAUUCGACCGAUCAGCAUCGCACGGUGGCCUGCGUUGAAGCGCAACUGUCUAAUGGCAAGACAAUCUACCAGAAAGCGGUAGGCUGGACGCUUGCGGCCAUCGCCGGCCUUGCAUUGACGGCAUCGGCCAUCACCUCAGGGCUCGGCUUUUCCAACGCAGCCGCCCAUGUGGCCGCCAAUGCGCUCUCGCUUUUUGGAUUUUUCCAGGCUCAGGCCAUGUACGGGAUGACCUCCGUUGCGAUGCCCCCGAUUGUCGAGGCGUGGACUCAGAACUUUCAGUGGAGCAUGGGCAUCAUUCGGGUUGGAUUUUUGCAGACCCUCAGCACAUGGUAUCAAAGGGCUACCGGGGGGACCCCGUCAACGGUCCUUUCCAGCCUCUCCCAGGAGUCCGUUACCGUGCAAAAACGUUCCGUCGAAUUCUUACGCGAUGUGGCUAAGAGAACGUCGGCCCAUCUUGUAGCACGGGAUGAUACUUCCACGCUUGAUCAGACAAGCACAACGGUUAUCCGGGGCAUAGACCGUGUCGGCUUCCGUGCCAAUAUCGAAGAGAGCAACAUCUUCAUGACCGGCUUGAUAUUCUUCGCUGCCUUUGUCAUGUUCGUGAUUUUGUUGAUUGUUCUGUUCAAACUUUACACGAAAGUGGCUGUCAAAUACGGCUGGAUGAGUCAUGAGGUAUUUCAAGAUUUCCGGAAUGGUUGGACGAGUGUGAUGCGGGGGAUUCUCUUUCGACUGAUUUUGAUUGGUUAUCCUCAAAUGGUCGUUCUUUGCUUGUGGGAGCUCACUAGACGGGACUCGGUGGCCGAGGCGAUUCUCGCAGCGAUCAUGUUUGCUUCGAUGACCGGCGUUCUUGCUUGGGCAGCCGUCAGAGUGAUCAGACUGGCCCAACGAUCGGUUAUGAUGCACAAAAACCCGGCGUACAUUCUCUAUUCGAACCCCAAAUUUCUUCAUACGUGGGGUUUCCUUUACGUGCAGUACCGCGCCACCGCCUACUAUUGGGUUGUUCCGUCGCUCAUCUACAUCCUCGUCAAGGGCGCUUUUAUCGGACUGGCGCAGCAAGCUGGUGUUGUCCAGGCCGUCGCCCUGGUUCUCAUAGAAGCGGCUGCCUUGCUUGCUGCCUGCAUUUUCCGUCCUUGGAUGGAUCGGAAGACGAACACGUUCAACAUCGCCAUUCAUGCGGUUCACUUUGUCAACGCCAUUUUCCUGCUCAUGUUUACCUCCGUUUUCAACCAGCCGGCUAUCGUAAAUGGCGUGAUGGGUGUCGUCUUCGCCAUCUACAACGCGGUGUUUGCGCUCGUCUUGCUGAUCAUGGUCCUGGUUUCGGCAAUCUACGCUGUCGUCUCCAAGAACCCUGAUCGCCGUUACGAACCGGUCAGGGACGACCGUGGCUCAUUCAUCCGAUCCCACACGCACCUCAAGACGACCGAGCUGGAUGCAUUGGGGGCUACGGCCAGAGGGGAGACAAAAAUUCGAUAUGCACUGGAUUGA